AUGAAGCUUUUCGGCAUGAACGGCUCGCAAGAGCCUACCCUCGAAGAGAUCCACGAACAGCAGGGUCGUCGCCCUUCGACUGUCGAGGUUGUCGCUGAGCAAGCUCGACGAAAGAGCGUUGACAACCGUGUUGUCACUGGUGCUUCGCAGCUCACUACACGCCAAUCCAUCAUUCCCGUUGCGCUUGUCACCACCCUCUUCUUCAUGUGGGGAUUCGCUUACGGUCUUCUCGAUGUCCUCAAUUCCCGCUUCCAGGUCGCUCUCCACAUCACCCAGGGUGAAUCGUCUGGUCUGCAAGCCGCCUACUUCGGUGCCUACUUCGUCGGCCCUCUGACAUACUCGGGAUGGUUCCUCCGUCGUUUCGGUUACCGCUACACCUUCAUCCUCGGUUUGUCAAUCUACUGCGUGGGUGCGCUUAUGUUCUGGCCCGCAGCUGUCAAGCGAAGCUUCGGUGGCUUCUGUGGUGCCAUGUUCCUUGCUGGAUCCGGUCUGUCGACUCUUGAAGUCUCUGCCAACCCAUAUAUUGCCGUCUGCGGUCCUCCCAAGUGGUCUGAAUUCCGUCUUGAGCUUUCUCAGUCCGUUCAGGCCGUUGGCUCUGUUGUAGCUCCUGUCCUUGCUGCUCAGGUCAUCUUCAAGAACGUUGGUGAAGAUGGUCGUUCCCUCGAGGCCGUUCAGUGGGUCUACCUUGGCAUCGCUGGUUUCGUCGGCAUUCUAGCAAUAGUGUUUUAUUUUGCCCCUAUCCCUGAGAUUACCGACUCCGACAUGGCCGACCAGGCUGAGAUGACCACUGCUGCCACUGGCUACGUCGACAAGCCUCUCCGCAAGCAGUACACCCUUUUCUGGGGAACUUUCGCCCAGUUCUCCUACGUCGGUGCUCAAGUCGGUGUUGCCGCCUACUUCAUCAACUACUUCACCCAGGCGCGCCCCGAUCUUAGCAUCACUGAUGCUCACGUCAAGGGUGCCAACUUCUACGCCAUCGCCCAGGGUCUCUUCGCUGCUGGACGUUUCGCUGCUGCUGGAUUAAUGUACUUCGGCGGCAAGCCCCGUAUCGUCCUCAUGAUCUUCCAGACUAUGAUCAUGAUCUUCAUCGCUGCUGCUAUCGGCGUCAACACUGGUGGUGCCGACCGUCCUAACUGGGGAGGUCUUUCCAUGUUGAUGAUCGUCCUGUUCUUCGAGUCCUGCAUUUUCCCCAUCAUAUUUGCUCUCGUAAGUUUUUUCGAGCUACAAGCCAUCACUAACAUCCUCCAGACUCUUCGUGGUCUUGGACGUCACACCAAGCGUGGUGCCUCCUUCCUCGUCUCCUCCGUCUGCGGUGGAGCUGUCAUUCCCGUCAUUCUCGGCAACGUUGCCGACCGCAUCGGCACCAGGCACGCCAUGUGCAUUCCCCUCAUCUUCUUUGCCUUCGCCUGGUCCUACCCAAUCUACCUCAACUUCACGCACAAGGCCGCCGAGCUCGAUGCCUACUCCGAGUCCCACGUCGGUACUGAGAACGUCAUCGACAACGAUUCUAUCCUUGCGAGCAAGGACAUCGAGGCUAUGCACCGCGAGAAGUACUAA
This is a messenger RNA of Parastagonospora nodorum SN15, 1557 nucleotides long. RefSeq lists its product as hypothetical. Lineage: Eukaryota; Fungi; Ascomycota; Dothideomycetes; Pleosporales; Phaeosphaeriaceae. Gene Ontology annotation, molecular function: transmembrane transporter activity. Gene Ontology annotation, biological process: transmembrane transport. The transcript has 4 exons. The record is from RefSeq and is a predicted model, not a curated record. Bases 1 to 1557 code for a protein of 518 amino acids.